Phyllopteryx taeniolatus (common seadragon) is the source of this 2198-nucleotide messenger RNA. It is a transcript of the gene slc25a15b, whose product is annotated as solute carrier family 25 member 15b. Gene Ontology annotation, biological process: mitochondrial L-ornithine transmembrane transport. The coding region runs from base 378 to 1286 and encodes 302 amino acids. Gene Ontology annotation, molecular function: L-ornithine transmembrane transporter activity. The transcript is spliced from 7 exons. The record is from RefSeq and is a predicted model, not a curated record. NCBI's taxonomy places the organism in Eukaryota, Metazoa, Chordata, Actinopteri, Syngnathiformes, Syngnathidae.
CCAUCUAAUAAAAGUCCAUUCUAAUCCUGAACGGCUCACAGUUUAGUACCUGGAAGAUGGAGCAGAGUGGGACCUCAGUUUGAAAUUGCCUACGAAGCUAUGACGCAACAUCGUGGCUUAUUAUUGUGAUGAAGCAGCAGCGGCGUCGUCAUCAUCAUCGGCCAAUUUCUUCUUCCUUUGACUCGAAAAUGUCGCCAACGAGAUCCCGUCUGCGCUAAUCAUGCGUGCGCUAGCAUGCUGCACGCUAGCAAGUGGAGUUAGCAGCAGCGGCAGCGGCGGCGGCGGCCACUCGCCGGGUGAACUUCAGCCGCGGAGUGGAAGCGCUCCAUCGAAGGUGGCUGACAGGAAAAGAAGCUCUUCUGACAAUUUCGGACACAAUGGCACCUCAUGCUGCGGUUCAGGCUGUCAUCGACCUUUCUGCUGGAGCUAUCGGGGGCGCUGCGUGUGUCUUCAGUGGACAACCUCUGGACACCGCCAAGGUCAAGAUGCAGACCUUCCCCACACUCUACAGGGGCUUCGUCCACUGCAUCACGUCUACCUACAAACAAGUCGGUAUUCGGGGCCUCUACCAGGGAACGUCGCCGGCUCUGAUGGCCAACGUCGCCGAGAACUCCGUGCUCUUCAUGAGCUACGGCUUCUGCCAGCAGGUCAUCCGCUUCACGGCGGGACUGCACUCCGAUGCCGUGCUGAGUGACAUGCAGAAAGCGUGUGCCGGCUCAGUGGCGUCCGUCUUCUCUUCGCUGGUUCUCUGCCCCACCGAGCUGGUCAAGUGUCGUCUGCAAGCCAUGUACGAAAUGGAGGCCACGGGCAAGAUUGCGAGGAGUCAGAACUCGGUGUGGUCUGUGGUCAAGUCCAUCAUGAAGAACGACGGUCCGCAGGGCUUCUUCCAGGGCCUGACCACAACCGUCGCCAGAGAGGUCCCCGGCUACUUCUGCUUCUUCGGCGCCUACGAGCUGUGCCGCAGCGCCUUCGCAGAAUACAUGAAGUGUGAAAAAGACGACAUAGGCGUGGCUCCGAUUGUUUUCAGCGGAGGUUUCGGAGGGGCGUGUCUGUGGCUGGUGGUCUACCCCAUGGACUGCGUCAAGUCUCGGAUCCAGGUCAUGUCCAUGACGGCCAAACAGGGCGGCUUUUUCAAAACCUUUAUGAUCAUUGCGCGCACCGAAGGUAUCCGAGCGCUCUACUCCGGUCUCACUCCCACCAUGGUGCGCACCUUUCCCGCUAACGGAGCACUUUUCCUGGGCUACGAGGCCAGCCGCAAGGUCAUGAUGAAGCAGUUUGACAGCUGAAUUGCCCGUUUUUACACAAGCGAGGAAGGGGCAGCGGUCUGGAUGCAUUCGGGCCACAAAAGCUCACCCACACUCCCAUUGAUGCUCAUGUGAGGAUGCUCGUGAUUGUUUUGUUGGCUUUUGCUCAAGUCCAUCUCCAUUUCCAUUAAACAUAUUUGAAGUGAUGGUGAUGCAUUUUUAGAGCUAACAAUUGUUAGUAGCCUCCGGUAUUUCUGAGAGACAGCUAUUCUAUGUGGAAUUGUCCACAUUCCGUUGUUGCCUACCUCAGUGUGGGGAAAUGCACAAAAAUAUCUCGGAUUUGAAGUUUUUUUUCCGAGCCUCUAAUGUUGUGCGGGCACAUCAAGUAGAAAAAAGAAAACUACUUUUGAAUGCACGACUAUUUUAGAGCCUUGAAACAGACCAAUUGUGUUCACUGGUCUAAUAACGCCACUCCUGAGUUUAUCUAACUUUUUAGUAUUUCGAAAUAAAAUGUAUGAUUCACAUGUUUUUAAAAAUUGUGGUAUAUCCUAGUUUUUCAAUUUUUCUGCUUUUUGAGUAUUUCCAAACUGACUGGCUGAUGUCUUGAAUUUCAAUAACUGGGUGUGUUCUGACAAAGCAAAUUCAUUUAAACUGAUUCAAACAGCCAAUUCUGAUAACUAAUUAUUUGCCUUUUUAAUCUCCCCAUUUUGCCUUUACUUGAGUGUGUGUGUGUAUAUAUAUAUUUUUAGGUCUGCUAAUGUGUGAUUUGCACUCCCUGUGCAGGGUUGUUCCACUGUUUUGCAGUUCACCAAUAAUCUCAGUCAUAUCCAUGGUAAUAGAAAUGUGUUUUAUUAAGAAAACGCCAACCAUUGAACUCUAAACAUCGUGGUAUAUUUAACAACCUUGACAUUGUAGUUCUAAAAUCCAGAUUAAAGUUUUCACUGAAUCAUCUUA